Molecule: messenger RNA, 5249 nt
Organism: Strongylocentrotus purpuratus (purple sea urchin)
Lineage: Eukaryota; Metazoa; Echinodermata; Echinoidea; Camarodonta; Strongylocentrotidae
Product: AN1-type zinc finger protein 6
Exons: 5
Coding region: 377-985 (202 amino acids)
Molecular function (GO): DNA binding; zinc ion binding
Source: RefSeq, a predicted model, not a curated record
UUACGUGUCUUGUAAUUAUCAUAAUAGUAAAUACACAGUCAACACAACACAUAGACUUAUACACUGUGCAGAGGGAGGAAGGAACCGAAUCAAAACCCAAGGAAGAUCAACCAUUUUUUCGCUAUAAUUGGUUUCAACAAAAUAAGUUCCACAACUACGCGACAAAUAUACAUGUACAUGUAUCACCGUCUUCAGCAAGAAAUGUUGUACCUUUGACUUUGAGUGGACCAUACACGUAAUACAGCCCAGUAUACAGCUCAUUGCUAACCACAAGUAGAGCACACAACUUGAAAACCAAAGUGCAUCAUAUAUAUCAACCCAAGAGGGGGUCAGUUGUGUUUUUCACCCAGGGAUUUUUAACUAGACAGAUACGGUUAUGAUGGAUAGUAGCAAUGGCAGUAAAGAGAUGCAGGCGAAUCUCUGCAGGAGCGGAUGUGGCUUCUACGGAAGCGCCGCUACAGAGGGCAUGUGCUCUAAAUGUCAUAAGGAUUAUAUGAGGAAAAAACAAAACUCACCUGUGCAACCUCUAGUGUCUAGUAACACAACAAGUGCAAACUCAUCAACACAAACACCAAGCACCAUAGCACCAGAAGCCUCUCUCACCUCUGCGACAACUGCCACCGCCGCCCCAACGGUCACUUCCAUUGCCCCUGCAAACGAACGGGUAGAAGCACCAGAAGAAGAGGAGUGCAGCUCACCAGCAAAGUCCGACUCACAACCCCAGGGAGGUGCCUCACCGUCAGUAUCAGAUUCACAAGAUUCAAGUGAUGGAAGUGAGAAGGGCAAGAAAAAGAGGAAUAGAUGUCACUCAUGCCGUAAGAAGGUUGGUCUUACAGGUUUUGAGUGUCGUUGCGGAGGUCUCUAUUGCAGUAUACACCGCUACUCAGACAAACACGAGUGUUCAUUUGACUAUCGCUCACAUGGCCAAGAGGAAAUUAGGAAAAACAAUCCAGUGGUGGUUGGAGAAAAAAUUCAGAAGCUGUAGCGCUCAGUCAAGAGUAGUUUUUAUCAUAGAUAUUUUAUUCAUGUAUUUGAUGGUGUACAUGUUGAUGGUAGUUUGUGUGGGAGGGUAUUUGCCAGUACCGCAAACAUUGAUCAUUUGUUAUACUUGUAUGUGUGUACUUUUUUUUUUUAAUGAUGGUCCCGCCUUUUUUAGGGACUGCAUUGUAGGUUAACAUCAUGGGGUAUAUACAUUGGAAAUGCUUUCAAGAGUUACUAGUAAAUCUUCCAACGUGAAAGACAUAAGAAGAGGUGUAAACUGCUGUAUUGAUAACCAAAAUGUAGAUUGAAAUGUAAGGUGUGAGCAAGUAUUGAUAACCAACAGUUUCGGGUCAUAUCUGUUGGGACUUUGAAGGCACUGAAAAAUUCUCCUUGCUUUAAUAGCCAUUAUAAUACCCCAAAUUAUCUAGCGUGACUUCCGUUACUGUGGUUUAAAUGUGGACUAACUUACACAUUUCUUAUCUUUAUGACAGUAACUUUUUUUAUUCAAGUGUCAUGGUUAACUUCAGGUGCUGCUAUUAAAGACCGUAGAGUAUAGACAAGAUACCACGGCAUAUACAUGUGCAUUUUAUCUAACCUCUCUACAUUUCUAGUGUUCAUACAUCGUAAGAAUUUUCAAAUUGGAGUGUUUUUUUUAAUAAUUUAAAAUAAUUGUUCAUCUUCAUUUUAUAUGUUCUUCACACAUACAGCUGUAGUGCAUAUAUCUUAUUGGAAUUUCCACUAAAAAUCACUUAUUUUAUAUAGCAGUCAGCAAUUAUAUUAGUUGUACUGCCUGCCCUGAACCCUAAAUGUUUUCCUCUGCUCAUACAUAAAUUUCCUUUUUUUGUUGUUGAAAUGUAUUAUGCUGAUUUUAUCCAAAUUUGUAUCCAAUCUGAUCAUGUAUGAUGUGAUUCAAAUGAAUCUAGUUUUGAUAAUAACUAGUUUAGAAAAUAGCUUUAUUUAAAACAAAGUUUUGGCAUUUCAUAAUUAAUGGUUUAUAAUCAUCAGGAAAUUUGAAGUGUUUUUGCCUUAAUUUUCUUCAGUGAUUUUGUUUUUUAAUUUGCAAAUGGUUAAAGCAGAUAAUUAUUGUGUAGCUCAUUUGAAUGGCGUGGAGAAAAUACUCAAGUACUGAACUUAUUAGAUGCACGUAACUGCUUUAUAUAUAAAAUGCAAAGAUGGUUUCAAGAGAAAUUAAAAUUGUCAACUUAUUGAUGGUAUACUAUUGAAGAUGAUGUACAAUAUGUAGGUCUGUCUAAAAGAGAUUAUUUGUUGAUAGAAUAACUUUGUUUUCUUAACUGAAGAAUGAAAGUCAUAUGCUGUGAAAUGUACGUUAGUGACAAUAUCCCAGUUCCUGAUUUGGCCCUAUUAACUUUAAGCCAAGGCAAAGGAUAUAUAUACAGCAGGAAAAUUCAAUAAUAUGUGCCCUGAUAAUUAUAUUAACUCUGCAUCUAAACGUUUUCAACCUUAUGUGCUCCUUUUUAUAUUUAUUUUAUUUUAAUGCACAUGAAGGCUUGUUUUAUUUGGUAUUUCCAUGAGGCAAUAACGAUAUCUUUUUGCCACAAUUUUAUUUUCAUUAAUGUAUAUGUUAUGCCUUGGUUUGAUAGUCUAGUAGUAUCCAUUACAACAAUACAAUUACCUAUUCCUUUUUGUUUUGCAGUUUCAGUACAGGAACAAUCAGUGGACUCAUUGCAUUAUAAUAUAUAUCUUCUGCCUUGGCCAUUAUAUAAAUCAGGUCUAGUCCUUUAGAUUGCAUCAUCAUUUCAGUCUAUUGCAAAAUUAUAUUCAGAAAAGUUCCCUAAAAUGAUACAUGUAUUUAUUAAAAGGAAAAAUAGUGGAAGGUGCUGAGUAAGCUGACUAUUUCAAUGUUUGCAAGUCCAAGGUUUUAUGAGAGCUGAGUGAGAAUAUGAAUAAUCCUGUUUUCAUGCAACUCUAUGGUUUAUGUAGUAAUAAUAAAGGUCUCUAUUCUAUACACUUUUCCAAAAAUGCUUUCUAAAUCUUUUUCCCCUCUUUCACUUCAUAUUUUGCUUCUUAAUUAAGCUGUUAUGAAUUCUUGCUGCUUUUUCACAAAUGUCAAGCUUAUGAGCAUUAUUAUUUGUACUCUCGGACAGUUAACAUUCAAUGUAAAAGAAAAAGAUAUUUAAAUGUUGAUUCUGGUGGAUUAAUCCUGGGUUUUAUUUCAUGCACACUGAGUAUGUGAUUGCAAAGCACUAUAUAAAUAUAUAUAUAUAUAUAUCUCAAACAUUUGAAGUAAGUUAUUAUACACUGCUGAUACAUUAAUCUUGUUUGCAUACAGAUAUUUUGUCCUUGGAAGGUACAUAAUUAAAUAAUAUGACAAGAGAUUAAAUGAUGGGCAAAUUCAAAAAAGUUCUGGAAAAAAAAAGUGCUUUCCAUUAUAACCAUAAAACAAACUUGAUUCAUCAAUGCUCUGACAGAUUAGUGUCAUAUGUUGGAUAGGUGACUGAUUUACAUAUCGCUUAUGCAAUUGUCUGAACUUCUGUUUUCUUAAUAUUCAAAUCUAUUGUCCAAUAUCUCAUUUUGUCAGAAACUGUGUUCUCGUUCUUUUUCUGUACUUUGGGGUCUAGCCAAUGCAUGCAUGUUGUUGUGAAGUUAAGCCCAACAGGAUCGGAAUAACAUUACUUGCCUGCAUAAUGAGAUGACAUUUACUUGAUAUAGCUGAAGGCUAACCUGACCAUAACAUGUCAGUGUUUUUUGUCUGCAGAUGUUCAUGAGGACAUGACACUGUUUGAUAUCCAAGCAUGAUUCCCAUAUUUUUCUGUAGAGUUUUGAAACACAUGUAUCUUAUCAAAUUUUGAAUUUACAUGUACAAUAGAACUGCAUUGUAAUGGCGGGAUGAACAAAAUGCUAAUGCCAAAGAGAACAAAUACAAUGAUGAAAAAUAUUGGAAUUGUAGAUGAAAUAUGGAAAAAGCAGUGACAGAAUUGGUAAAAAAAAUCUUUUAAUCGUGUUCUAAGAAAGACCUGAGGCAUUGUCCAUAUUGUGUACCCUCAGUUCAUUUAUGCAGUGAUGAACAGCCAAUGUUAACUUUAAUGGUAUUUAUUCUUGUAGAGUCUACACAUUGAUAAAUUAAUAUUUGAUAUCAGAUUUACAAUUUUUUUUUACUAAGCCAUGUUUCUAUGAAAGUAAAUAUAUUAGUUAAUGUGUGUCAUUUUAGUUGCAAUUGCCUUAUAAUGCACUGUUUUUUCCUAGAAAAUGCUCAUUGAUAUACCUGUGCAUGCUGCUUACAGAGAACCUCAACAGGGUGCGACUAAUUCUUUUGAUAGACCAAAAGACUGAACCAAUUGAUACCCUGAUAAAUUGGCUAAUAUUUGUCAGGGCUAUUUUGUAGUGCAUGCACGUAAUAUGAAAACCUCUCUUCUUUUACGCAUCAGGUCAUUUAUGUAAAACACUUGCAAAUCAAGAAAAGCCAAAGGUCAUGGUUAUAUCGCUCAUAGACCUGUGUAGUAUGGUCUCUUCUUGACAAUCCUGCCUCCCAACAACAACAACAGCAACAACAAAAUCAGUAUAGAAAGAAAGAAAGGGGAAUACGGGGAAUCAUGUUCUCACUGCUUAGAAAAUGUCGGUCUUAACUGCGAAGGUUACUGAUUUGAUUAUUGGUCAUUCAUAACUAUGCCUAAAGGAGAAUGUUUAUACAGUGGCUAGGAAUUUGACUAUAUUAUUGAGCCCUUGUACACAAGUACUUCAUUUGUAGGGAAUGGCUGUAUGGGGAUGCUCGGGAGAGAAGAUGUGUAUUUACAGGCCUCUUUCGCUGAUUUAUCCCCUGAAUCAUUAUCACAUCUCGGGAAAGAGUCAUUAUGUUCUGGCUUUGUUUGCAGGACACACACAUGCAUUCAUUGUUGAUCAAUGUGCAAUCAGUCUUAAACAAAGAUGUCAACAGUAAUAAAACAAAAAAUUAAGGUAUUCAAGAUAUUUGAAAAUAUCCUAAUUUUUUAUUUACACUAAAUAAGAACAUCAUUUUCAAUUGGUUUGAAAGUCUUUUUCCUGUCCUGAAUUGUUGCACCCUGCUUUUUAAGUUGCUUUUAUCAUAAUGUGAUAUUUGAUUAUCCUACUCUGUUUUCCUCUUAACAAAUAUGGCACGUAGCAUAUGAGUAGCUUGCGUGCUGUUGAAGGUUGUUGCAUGAUACAUUAGUCCUCUUUAUAACAAAAAGUAUGAAUUAUUCUAGAAAGAACCAAGUAUGGAAAUGCUUUAUUGAUUUCUUUUCUUCCAUCAAUGCUGUAAUGUAUGGGAUAUUAAAUUAAGUAUACUUCAUCAA